This is a messenger RNA of Populus euphratica (Euphrates poplar), 1907 nucleotides long. Its product is annotated as molybdate-anion transporter-like. Lineage: Eukaryota; Viridiplantae; Streptophyta; Magnoliopsida; Malpighiales; Salicaceae. Gene Ontology annotation, biological process: molybdate ion transport. Gene Ontology annotation, molecular function: molybdate ion transmembrane transporter activity. Gene Ontology annotation, cellular component: membrane. The transcript has 8 exons. Bases 159 to 1538 code for a protein of 459 amino acids. The record is from RefSeq and is a predicted model, not a curated record.
CUCUCUCACGCAUGCUUCAAAGAGAAGAGAUCCUCGCACCCUAUGUGUAGAGAUUGUUAAGCCUAUAGCAACGCAACAUUAUACAUCACAGAAUAUUUUUUGGUUUUUGCCUAGGCUUCUUUCUCUCAAAAACAGGACAGUGAGGAAAAACAGAGAAAAUGGAAGCUUUUUACUAUCUGGUUUUUGGGGCAUUAAGUGCUGUAGUUUUAGGAAUUGAGCUAAGCAAGACAACAAAAGAUCGAAUCAAUACAUCUCCUGCUUUCAAUUCUUUCAAGAACAAUUACCUUGUUGUUUACUCUCUUAUGAUGGCUGGUGAUUGGUUGCAAGGUCCAUAUGUUUACUUCCUUUACACUACGUACGGCUUUGGGAAAGGGGAUAUUGGGCGGCUGUUUAUUGCUGGUUUCGGGUCCUCCAUGCUGUUUGGGACAAUUGUUGGAUCGUUGGCUGAUAAACAGGGUCGAAGGAGGGCAUGUGUGACUUAUUGCAUUACCUAUAUACUGAGUUGCAUUACCAAGCAUUCUCCUCAGUACAGAAUUUUAAUGAUAGGCCGUAUCCUGGGAGGUAUCGCCACUUCUCUCUUAUUUUCAUCAUUUGAGUCAUGGCUGGUUGCGGAACACAAUAAGAGGGGCUUUGAGCAACAAUGGCUAUCACUGACAUUUUCAAAGGCGAUUUUUCUGGGAAAUGGUCUUGUGGCAAUUUUGUCUGGAUUGUUUGGAAACCUUCUUGUAGAUACAUUUCAACUUGGUCCUGUGGCUCCUUUUGAUGCUGCUGCAUGCUUUCUUGCAAUUGGAAUGGCUAUUAUUAUGUCAUCAUGGUCAGAGAACUAUGGAGAUCCUUCAGAAAACAAGGACUUGCUUGCCCAAUUUAGGGGUGCUGCUGUGGCCAUUGCUUCUGAUGAAAAAAUUGCUUUGCUGGGUGCCAUUCAGUCUCUGUUUGAAGGUUCUAUGUAUACCUUUGUGUUCCUUUGGACACCAGCUUUGAGCCCAAAUGAUGAAGAGAUUCCUCACGGAUUUAUUUUUGCUACAUUCAUGUUGGCCUCAAUGUUGGGAAGCUCUCUUGCAUCUCGGUUGAUGGCCCGCUCAUCACCCAGAGUAGAGAGCUACAUGCAGAUUGUUUUUGUUGUUUCAUCAGCCUCUCUUUUGCUUCCUAUUGUAUCCAGUUUCUUAGUGCCACCUCCUAAAGAGAAAGGUGAAGGCAUCUCAUUCUCAGGCUGUCUCCAGAUACUCGGCUUCUGUACCUUUGAGGCUUGUGUAGGGAUAUUCUGGCCUUCCAUUAUGAAGAUGAGGUCCCAAUACAUUCCUGAGGAGGCCAGGAGCACCAUCAUGAACUUCUUCCGCAUUCCACUCAAUAUCUUUGUUUGCAUUGUUCUGUACAAUGUUAAUGCUUUCCCUAUCACCAUUAUGUUCGGCAUGUGCUCGAUUUUCCUCUUCAUGGCAUCUAUCUUGCAGAGGAGGCUCAUGAUGAUUGCAGACAAGCCAAAGACAGAAGAGUGGUCGAUGAAGGAAAGGGAUACCGAGGCAGAGCCGCUAAACAUCUGAUUAAUCUCUACACAGUAGACCGGAGAUUUUUGGAAACAACCAUCCAAGUCAUUCUAUACAUUUGCUGUGCUUCCAACUAGAUGUGAUUUAGCCUUGAAAUUUAACAAGGAGACUAUAGUGGUCUGUCCUUCAAAGAAAAAGGAGAUACAAAUAUUUCUCUUGAGCUUCUAUAAUUAUCAUUCUUUUUUGGCUGUCACCUGUUUGACAGAGUAGUGUAUUAGCAGUCUUUUCUUUCAUCCCCUCCUUGCUUGUUAGGAAUUUGACAUGUCUCCAAAGUAAUUCAUGUUAUUCUUCUCAAAGCUUGGUCUAUAAUUUUGUAUCUACUGCAAGUGUAUCUGGCUUCUUAAUAGACUCGCCUGCUUUUUCAUU